Molecule: messenger RNA, 4244 nt
Organism: Mytilus trossulus (common blue mussel)
Lineage: Eukaryota; Metazoa; Mollusca; Bivalvia; Mytilida; Mytilidae
Product: protein RD3-like
Exons: 2
Coding region: 371-991 (206 amino acids)
Source: RefSeq, a predicted model, not a curated record
AAAAUUAUUUGGAAUGAUUAAAAAUUAAAUUCAAUAAUUAUCAGUAAAAGUUUAAAAAGAGUCUAUUUAAAGGAGACAUCAAAGCAAAUCUACCACAGUAUUUUCGAUCCAAUAGACAGGGAACAUUAGCUACAAAUUGGUCAUCGUCCUAUAAAUUAUAUACAUUUUACAGGCUUGAGAGGUAUUGAGGGAAGUAAAUUAUAUACAUCAUUAAACACCAUUUAAAUAAGUUGGUACGAGUUAGCAGUGGUACGAGUUUGCAUUGGUACGAGUUUUUGUAAAGUGGUACGAGUUGACGUUGGUACCAGUUUACAAUGGUACGGGAUAACUAUAAUUCGAUACAGACAGAAGUUCUGUUUCAUAUUUGAAGAUGAUGCCUUUAAAAUCAGUAUGGAAAACACUAGUAUCAAAUGAUCAGAGCAAACCUCCUACCAGAAAUGAGAAGUCAAUGGUUGCUGAUUCAUUGAUGUCAGAACUUGAUUACAAUAUAAAGGAACUGGAGAAAGUCAGAAUUGACAAAGAACAAGAAGAAACAAGAAAAAAGACUGGUGUAGACUAUAGUUGGUUGAUUACUACUCCUCCAAAAGGGUAUACGAUUCCCCAAUUACAACGUUUAGAACUGGAGGAGUUAUUUUAUCAAGUAAAACCAGAGGAAUGUGGGAGCAUUUUAGCUUUGUUUAGAGAUUCACUUUUAAAUGAACCCCAGUCAUCUGAACUUCCGUCCAUAUUUAGAGCUUGUGUCCAACAAAUUCUACAACAAAGGCCUAAAGAACAGUCACUGACAGAAUGGGUCACACAGAGAACUAUGAGUUUAACAAGUUUAAAAGGUCGUCAUUCAGCUCAAGUGGUGCCAUCUGGUGAUGCUACAUGUAGAGAUCCAGAGGAUGUUCAAGAUAUACCAUUAUCAGAAAAUAGUCAAAAUACACAAAAUAAUGGAAUAAUCCAAGUUGUUCCAAUGUUUUCACACGAUGUAGAAAGUUUGCCAGUUUAGAAUACAGUUUAAGAAAUGUUUAUUAGUAGUUAUUGUUCAUGUUGUUUACAUGUAUUUAUUGUUGUCUCAUUUUCCUUAAUGUUUUUGGAUAUUAUAGUUUAUUGAUUGAUGUUUAUAUAUAUACAUGUACAAAGUAUCUCUAGUCACUGUAACUGUAAGUGUUUUUUCUUUGGGCAUUUUAAUUACAAUGUAGUGUCUGUGAUAUAAUUUUACAUUGAUCAAUUGUGAAAAGGUAUAAUAAAAAUGCAGAACGCCAAGGAAUAUUCAAAAAGGAAAAGUGUAUAAAAAGUUAUGAAAUAAAACGCUAUCAACUAAUCAAACAAGUGGAAACAACUUGCACAUUCCUGAGAAAAAAUAUCUUUAGGUCUCCACAUUUAAGACAGACAGAUAAUGCUGAUUGCCCAGGUCCAAGGAUAAGAGGAAGUCAUAUUUGUCUAAACAAAAUCUGUGCUAAACCUACAAAUCAGAUUAUAAAAAUUAAAACUUGGCACACUUUGUAGUUGGGCAAUUAAGCAACCAAAUUUUGGAGUGAAUGUUAAAUCGUGACUUGUCUUGUCAUAACAACAAAUUCUAAUGCUACAAUGUAUUUUUUUUAAUACUGCAUUACCAAAAUGAGUAUCCUAUAAGAAUGAUUAGAAAAUUAACUGGAUGGUACAUGUGGAUGAUACGGUAACAAUAUAAGAAGUUCCUGAAUGAAAAUAUCCUGCCAUUUAUUUUAUCAUGCCAUUUAAUUUUUUGGUUAAAAAAAUAAAGAUUUAUUUUGCGCAUAAUACAUUUUUUUUUUUUAAAUUUUUUUUUUUAAAGUACAUUCCAUGAGAGCUAGCUAUGUUGUGUUCAUAAUUGUUAUUAUACAUGUAUGUCUAGAUCUGUACAAUCAUAUUUUCCAAGGUCCCUAAUAUUGAUAUAUUCAUGAUACAUGUAUUGCAGGAUACAUCUUCAUUUGUAUUUAUAAGUAGAAUUUAAAUUAAUUGUCAAUUAAUUUAGUUCACAUGUACAUGAUGGAGAUAUUUCAAAAAAUGGCAAUGUUUGAAAUGUUUGUACCUUGAGCUAAGAUCAGAAUAUAUGAAUGUCUUAAUCCAGGGUUAAGAAAUCCAAGUUACAUGUACUUACAUUUAUGCAUUGUAUUUUUUUAACCAGUUAUAGAAAAAUUUUCAUUCAUCAUGUUCAUUAUCAUUUAUUGAUUAUCAUAUAUGCAAAUUUUCCUAACUUCUCAAAUAUAAUGAAAGACACAGACUGUGCCUAUGGUCCCUUAUUUGUUUACAAGUUUUUAUUAUCUCGUGCAUGUGGUCUCUCAGUUUAAAUCAUUGUUGAUGAAUUAUUUAUUUAGCAUGCAUGUUACAAUCAGAACUUUAAGAAAUUACAAUUUAUUUGCAAUAUUAAGACAUUCACAUAUCUUGAAAUUAAGAACAACUUGUUCUUCGAUGAAAAUGAUUUUUUUUCAUCAGCUUUUACAGGGGCAUAUUCAGGGCUGUAGUGGGUCAGUGUGUGCCACCCUUAAAUUGGUAAAAUAUUCUUUUGAGGAUAAAAAUUAUAAGGUUCAUGCCCACGAUAUAACCUGGAUCUGCCCCUGGUUUAUGUUCCACUUCAUCAACAUUUGCACUUACAAGUUUCUUAAAAAAAAUACACUUGGACAUUUUAAUUUGAAAAAUAAUUAUUUUAACAUGUUGCAGACUUUUAAAAUUAAGCAAUUGCAAACAUUUAGAAGGAUCAAUAUUUUAUAUAAAAAGUUGACAUACGUUUGUACAUGACAUGUACAUGAUCAAAUGAUGUACAUUGUGUUUGUAUUUCGUUAUGAUUUUAUCAUUUUUCAUAAUCCUUUUUAUUUUGGUUUAAUCAGUUACUUGUCAAUUAUAUAAUUACCUCCUCAAAAGAUGUUUCAUAUUUAUUUCUAUCCAGUGAUAUUAUGCUUCUUUGAAAACUAUGUUUCUUAUAUGAAAUGUAAGCCCCAAGUACAUGUACAUUAAGGAAUUUACUAUUUGAGAAAAAAAAAGAGUAGUCCCCCGUAAAAAACACUGUAGUUAUGAUCCAUUCAUCAGGUAAUCAUUAAUCACAGAAAGAAUUCCAUCCAUGUUACAAAAAUAAAUUUCUGUUUAUACCAAAAAUACUGACUGAAAUAAAAAAAAAAUACUAAAAAAUGAUAAUUAUAUAAAGCUAUUAUUUGUGUUCACUUCUUAAAAACCUACAAAUGCAUGUUAUUUAUUUGUUCCUAGUAACUGUAAGAUGCUGAAUAAAUAUGUAUAUGUAUGCUGUCAUAUAGAAUCGAAAAAUGUUAACAGGUAGAUUCCUUUAGAAAAAUACUACUACAUGUACAUCCCUUGUUAUUUUAUGUGCUAAUUUGCAGUUUUUUUUUAAAACACAAUCAAAAAUAAUUAAUAUUUGUACAAAUAAAUGAAAACAAAUACAUAUCAAAAUAUUUCACAUAUCAUCAAUUCCACACUAUCAAUCAUCGAAUAGAUGGUCUGAAAUUUGAGUCAUUUUUCACCCAAAAUGAAAAUUUUAAAAAACAUUAUUGUAUUAUAAUCAUUUAUUGAAGCAGCAUCCAUGGAUGCUUUAUCACUAGCAGUUAUUUAUUGUAUUUAUACAUGUACAUGUAGUUUGACAAAGGUGACAUUGAUAUAGCAGCCUGGUUUUUUCCCCAGGUGAUAUAACUGUAUGUUACAUAAAGUUAUUAUUAGUUAUUCCAAUUUUACAAAUCUGAUGAGAUUAUAAAAAAAAUCAGCAAAAUUGAGAGAAUUUUUAUUAUUUUUAGCUACAAGCUCAAGUGCAUAGACUACAACAAAAAUGACUAUUUAAUAUUCAUAUAUUUGAUGAACUCUUUGAUUGUGAAAUAUUUUCUUUUUGGUCCACACUCCACGGUCUUCCUUACAUGAAUUAAGUAAAAUCUAGCUAAAUAAAAGCAACAGUAGUAUACCUGUGAUCAAUCGUCAUAAAAUCAAUUAAGCAAAAACAAAUUUAGUAUUACAAAUCAAAAUCAAGGGAAACUUAUCAACUUUAAGAGAAAAACAACAGAACAACAUAUACACUGAACUGCAACAAAAACAAAUCCAACAUACACAGAAACUGGCUAUUUGAUAACAACUGCAAUGUUUCUGACUUGGUACAGGGCAUUUUAAGAAAAAUGUUUGGGCUGUAUAUAAACCUUGACCAAAUUAUAGAGGAUUUAUUUUAGAAGAAAACAAACCAUUUUCCUUGCAACUGACAUUUUGAAGUGAAAACAUCUGAACGAAAUACAUUGUAGUUUCUUUUUACACCC